AAGAACUUCCGCUGCAGGAGCAGGGACAUGUUCAUUGUACAAGCUGUUCUGAAAGAAUACCGCGGCUAUUGAGGUGAAGUCUGAAAUACGUGAUUUCUUCAAAGUUGUUUAAUCGGUGAAAGACGAUUUUUGUGUUCCGAUUUAGUUUGAUACGUGUUAACCGGUUAGAGCUGCAUGUACGAAUGAGCGAAAAGUAACGGUUGCGCGUUGUACAUAAUCGACAUCACCGUUGUCGGCUCAGGAAUUUGUUCGUGAUCACAGCUAGCUUAGCUAGCUAGCCAUUCUAGCCUGUAUUGUGGAAUGGAUUUUUAGCCAUAGACCGUUUCUAGCUCGACGAGGAAUCUCAUUAACGUGUCAUUUUAAUUGUUAUAGUUUUUCCGCAUUGUUGUUUAAUUUGAGAGAAAAACAGCCUUUUCCUAGUUAACGCUUGUCUGUAAAGAAGAAAGGGGACAUUGUGGGAGGAGAAAAUAACGUUCUCAGUGGUUUUUACAAGAACAGUCCCCAAACCAACAAUCAUGAACGGGUUCAGCACAGAAGAAGACAGCCACGACGGCCCACCAGCGCCGCCGUUUUACGGCCAGACUUGUUGUUUGAUUGAGGACGGUGAGCGCUGCGGACGAUCAGCUGGAAACGCCUCCUUCAGCAAGCGUAUCCAAAAAAGCAUAUCGCAGAAAAAACUAAAGCUGGACAUCGACAAAAGCGUUCGACACCUCUACAUAUGCGACUUCCAUAAAAACUUCAUCCAGAGUGUUCGUAACAAGAGGAAGAGGAAGACUAGCGACGACGGAGGGGAGUCUCCAGACCAUGACUUGGAAGUUCCAGAGGUGGACCUGUUCCAGCUCCAGGUGAACACGCUGAGACGCUACAAGAGACACUACAAGCUGCAGACCAGACCUGGCUUAAACAAGGCCCAACUGGCCGAGACUGUCAGUCGUCACUUCCGGAAUAUCCCGGUGAACGAGAAGGAGACUCUGUCCUAUUUUAUUUAUAUGGUGAAGAGCACCAAAAGCCGAAUGGACCAGAAGUCGGACGGCAGCAAACCGCUGGAGUAAAGGCCACCAGUGAACCUCCCAUACCAAGACUUGGACAUGGACACACGUGUGUUUGAUAACAAGGUGUUUCCGACAGGCAGCCGAACCUGAUUUUAAGACCGUUGUUGAGACUCCGCAGGGUAAUGUAAUGCUGUAAUGUGAAUAUGCCGAUAUGUACAAAAUGAACAGAGUAUGAAGAUAUCAGCAACACGUAGAAUGCAAUGUAUGAUAGCUGCCGUAAAGAUGUUUGGUAUUUUUAGUUUUUUUGCGUCGACUGUUAACAUGUUUUUUUUUUUUUUUUAUGCUUGUGCCAAACCCAGAGUGUGCAAACUUAAGAUAUCAAUAAACUGGACAGGGUGCGUUUUGUGAAUGAAAAGAUAAUUGAAAGGGUUUUGGGAAGCGUUGUACAUUUUCUGGAGUCCAGCUCGUACUCAUUGUGUCAUCCAGUGGUGUGACAUGCAUGUGAAGACUGAGGAUGUUGAACGAUGUAGCAUUUGGGCCGAGUCUUAUUUUCUUAAAUUGUAUUUUUUUCACUCAGACUUUUCCCUCUCCUGUCUUCUACGCUGAAACACACACAGACUGAAGUGGCGUUUCAGUGAAACACAAGCUCUUUUUCAAGUAUUGGUGGUGAUUUUCUAUGAUUUGUCUUUUCUUUUACUCACUACCUUUGUGAGAAAUAUAAAGAACAGUACUUUAGUUCAUCCUUGAUUGUAAGAUUUCUAUGUAAAGUUGUGUCUGGUGGGAAAUAACUAUUUCAACAGUUUUGGAUUUUGUCAUUUUCAUGCUUUCAGCUUUUGAGACUCAUUUUAAGCAAUUAAUUGAAGCUGUGUUCAUUAGGGUUGAAAAUGCGUCAUUGUUACUAUAUAUAUAUAUAUAUAUAUAUAUAUAUAUAUAUAUAUAUAUUAUAACGUAUUAUUUCAAAAGCCAAUGUAGUUGCUGUACUACCACAGUGAACUGUAUUUGAACCACCUAAAUUGCUUUCACGGUGCACACGAGCACUGGCUGUACUUUGCUUUAGUGUUCACAAUAUGUUUGUUCUGUUCUAUUGGAAUGUAUUUCUGAGCAAUCAUGUCCCCCUCGGCUGUCAAGUCCAUUUCCUUUCCUGGCACAGUGUUGAAAUUAUGUGUGUGUCUAGUGAACACACGAUAACAGUACCAAUUAUAGUCACUGGAGGAAGAUGGGAGUUGUACAACAAAAAAAACAAAAAAAUACAAUUUACUUUUAGCUUC
This is a messenger RNA of Coregonus clupeaformis (lake whitefish), 2260 nucleotides long. RefSeq names its product histone deacetylase complex subunit SAP30L. The transcript has 4 exons. Bases 516 to 1052 code for a protein of 178 amino acids. Gene Ontology annotation, molecular function: protein binding; transcription coregulator activity. Gene Ontology annotation, cellular component: histone deacetylase complex. Lineage: Eukaryota; Metazoa; Chordata; Actinopteri; Salmoniformes; Salmonidae. The record is from RefSeq and is a predicted model, not a curated record. Gene Ontology annotation, biological process: regulation of DNA-templated transcription.